Molecule: messenger RNA, 2097 nt
Organism: Pleuronectes platessa (European plaice)
Lineage: Eukaryota; Metazoa; Chordata; Actinopteri; Pleuronectiformes; Pleuronectidae
Gene: ankrd39
Product: ankyrin repeat domain 39
Exons: 4
Coding region: 189-737 (182 amino acids)
Molecular function (GO): protein binding
Source: RefSeq, a predicted model, not a curated record
GCACUACUAAGUAGUUCCCAAAGACAAGAAGAAGAAACACGGAAGUUUCAAACAGCAUGAUUGUCUAUUAGCAAUCCAAACAUCAUAUUUGAUUAAUUCUCUGGUAUUACGUUUAUUCAAACGUGUGACUCACAAACUAACAGUGUUCAUCUUCAGGUCGGAACCAGUCUGGGACAGUUUUGAUCAGCAUGGCGUCUGACAAACAACAUUGCUCGUGUUGCUCCCAUCCUGCCUCCUCUCCCAGUGUUUACCAGACUCUGGAUGAAAUGGAUUUUGAACGAGGCAUCUGGUCUGCUGCAAUGGCCAGUGACCUGGAGAGGGUUAAGUCGUUGGUCCACAAGGGCACAGACAUCAACGUGAGGGACUCAUCUGGAUACACAGCCCUGCACUAUGCAAGUCGCAGUGGCCAUCUUGCUGUGUGCAAGUUUCUUCUAGAUAAUGGUGCAUGUGCAUCUCCGCAGACACCAGGCGGUGCCACGCCGCUCCAUCGGUCAGCGUACUGCGGUCACUUGGACGUGGUCAGACUCCUCCUGCACCAUUGGGCAAAUCCUACGCUCUGUGAUGACGACGGUGCAUCCCCUUUACACAAGGCUGCAGAGCAGGGCCAUGAAGAGGUGUGUCGGCUGCUUGUUGAGAACUGUCCAGCACUUUGCAGCCAGAAGAACAAGCGGCUCCAGCUGUCCCACCAGCUGACACAGCAGGGAGAUCUGCAGGAGCUCUUAAAACCACCUUGUUGACGGCGAACUCACACUGCAUAAAGGGCAUGCUGUGUUUCUAAUAUCAGACAAAUGAAAUGAACUUGAAUUUACCAGGUGAGGUUCACAUGACUCAGGAUCACGUUGACCUGGUUUCACCGUAUUGGACUGAUUAUAUUUCUCAACUGAGCAUCAGCAAACACCACUGAGUGAAUCAGGGUGUACAAAACAUAACAUUUUCUAUAUUUAUACCACAGACAUCAGCCUGUUUUUAAUUGAUGGUUUACUGCUUGUGUACAGUAUACAAACCCAAAGCUGCCUGUAAAACCUGUCAAAUAACACCAGUUUCCCCCGUCUCCUACAGCUGCUAGAUUCUUGUCGAGUAGUAGUUAAAUAAAAUGUAUAACGAAGAGAAUGAUCUAAAGCCUGCCUUCAUGUUGAAGGAACACUAAUAUUAUUUAAUAUAAAGAUUUGACUAUUCUUUGUCUCUGCCUCACUAAAGAACCCCUGUCACAUAAGCCAGAGCUGUGCAGCGCAUCUUUCUCCAUUUGUGAACAAAUUAUUAUUAAAUAGUAAAUCUAUUUAACUAUACAAUGACAGUGGCCAUUUCCAAAUUGUUCUUAUCACUGACAAAGAAAAAAAUACAUCAACCUUUGUGCUACGAUGAGCAAAUGAGUCAUUUAGUUCUUCACGAUCAACAGCAUCUACCCUCACUGCAGUAUUUAUGAUUUUAAAUGUCAUGUUUGACACAGCAGUUUACAGUAAAACCGGAGGCAGUAUCGAUCUCAGUUAGGAUUGUUGUUUGUUUAUUAUUAUGGUCAAAUGUGUAGGAUUUAUGAGGGGUCGAAUAGCGUAAUUGGACUUUAGUCAUCGUUACAUUUCCAUUCAUAUAUAAUCACCUGAAAAGGGGGUCCUCCUCCAAAGAGCCAAUCUGUUCUACACAAGCACUUUAUAUUAAAAGUGGAGGCAACAUCUUCCUGUAUAAGUUUUAUUUGUCAAAGUUCAAAAAACUAAUUUACAACCACCAGCCACGACAUUAAAACAGAUAACUGCUUUUAAUAUUGUGGCUGACGCAUAAAUGACAUGUGACUUGAUCCUCGCUGCUCUUUUUUUGUAUCGCUGGCUGCAGGGGGCGCUGUUGUCUUACAAACGUCAUGUUUUUUUGUUCAGCGCACCAUAUGAAUUCACUGCCAGCUUUUACACAGUGACCUCAUUGGCUCCUCUUAGUGCAUUGCUGGAAAACUAAACAGAGUAACUGUGAGAAAGAGAGAAAAACAUCAGUGUCUCCAUUAUUUACUUUGUAUUAAUGAAGUGGAAAAAAUAAAUCAAACAUUAUAACCUAAACUGCUGACAACCCCAGGUAAUACAGACAAAUAAAGUCGACAUGGUCUUUAGGAACAUU